Etheostoma spectabile (orangethroat darter) is the source of this 1188-nucleotide messenger RNA. Its product is annotated as cell surface A33 antigen-like. The record is from RefSeq and is a predicted model, not a curated record. Gene Ontology annotation, cellular component: plasma membrane. Lineage: Eukaryota; Metazoa; Chordata; Actinopteri; Perciformes; Percidae.
AUGGCCGAACAUCACCUGACCUGUGUGUCCAGGAAGGGUCCCCGCCACCCGUUUAUACCUGGAAAGUCAAGAUGUCAAGAACAACCUCGUGCUUUCCCCCCCAGAACCACUGACCAGGGAGGCAUCCUGUCUCUAUUCAACAUCUCCAAAGAGACAUCAGGAUUCUUCAUCUGCACCUCAACAAACAAGAUCGGCUCUGCUUCCUGCAACCUCACCCUCGCAGUAAUGCCGCCUUCCAUGAACAUUGUCACUGCAGGAAUCAUUGGUGGAGACGCUGCGUUGAUCGUGCUCAUCAUCGUCAUCUACUGCUGCUGCUGCCGGAAGAAGAAAAAGGAUGAGGAAUACGACAUGGGAGUUCGUGAGGAGGAGGAGGAGAGGGAAACUGUCAAAGAGCCAGUUAGAAAUGGUUUGCUGGAGGACACCCGGGGCUCUGACUCCAGUGCGAGGAACCCUGUUGAACUAAGUGAACGCGACUACAAGAACAGCAAGGAGCUUGACGACCGCCGCAGCGACUAUGACGACCGCCGCAGAGAUGACGACCGCCGCAGCGAUUACGACGACCGCCGCAGAGAUGACGACCGCCGCAGCGACUACGACGAUCGGCGCAGCGACUACACCGACCGCCGCGAAAGGUACAGUGAUCGCAAUGAGCGCUAUGACGACGACCGCCGCUACGAUGACCGCAGAGACCGACGUAGUAAUGACGACGACCGCUAUGAUGAUCGCAAUCGUGACAGACCAGCUGUGCCAGCCAAUAAGCCACCGAGGAGGGACUUCCAUGACUAAGUCUCCAACCCUUAUCGGCCAUCGUCUCCAUCUUCUGUCUUCUCUAAUGACUUUACUCCAAUGGCAAUGACAUCACACUCAAGGUGUGGCCUGGUUGGCAACAACAUUUUGCCUCCAUAUUGCUCUUGUUUUAACAUAAUUGGCUCAAAUGCCACAAAUGUACUAGAUUUUAAGGGGAAGCAUAAUCUGUCAUUUUACGGUAGAGAGGUUGAACAAUUUUGAGUUGUUUGUGUAAAGAUUAGUUUUAGAGAGCUGUGUAACACAGAAGUUAGGUGAUAUUUUAGCUUUAAACUCACAAUGUUGGCAUUGCUACAUAAGAAUACAAGGCCUUGUCUGUUUUGAUUUGAGUUGUAUUCUGCUGUUGGCUGUAACCAGUGGUAGUUAGGAAGCUACCGCCACACU